GCCAAAACCAGCUUACUGUUUACCCCUAACCUCUCUCUCAUUAUAAUCUCUUUCAUAAAUAGAACCACCUUCUCCUCCCUGAUCCGAUUUCCAAUUUUCCAUUCCUUUCUUCUCCAAUCCCAUUCCUCUCCCACAGUAAUCUGUUUCCUUUCAAACCCUGAAUCCACAUUUUCUUUUCCCUUUCCCCUCCUAUCAGAUCAUCUCAAACAUUCAAUAUCGUUCUGCCCAAAUGUGCUAGCACUAUUGUUUAUAUCCCCGGAAUCAAUCCACAUUGUAUCCAAAAUGGUCGAAACACGAGCCAUCAUUCCACCCGAUUCGUGAUCAAUUGCCCUAAUUCUGUCUCUGUUUUGUGCAAACCUAGACAAGGAAGGUCCGGUCUGAGGGCCUAAAUGGCCCAGCCGCCACCAGUAAAACCGGUGCUGCAGAAGCCGCCGGGGUACAGAGACCCGAACCAAACUCCUAGACCGGUUCCAGGGCAGGUUCCCAGAAAACCUGUCCCUCUCCCUCCCUCAUUUCAUCCACAGCCGAAGUCCAGGCGCAGCAACUGCUGCCGUGUCUUUUGCUGGGUGUGUUGCAUUUUGAUCCUUGUGAUUAUUGUCGUCGUCGCGCUGGCAGCCGGAAUAUUCUUCCUCUUAUUCGAUCCGAGGCUUCCUCUGGUUUACUUGCGGUCGUUUCAGAUACCGCUCUUCAACACCACGGUGAAACCCGGCGGGACUUACCUCGACGCAUGGACAGUUCCGGGGAUGGAGGUGAAAAACCCCAACGGGAAGUUGGACAUAUUCUACUCAGGGGUGCAGGCCUACGUCAGCGUCGGGGACCCGAACGACGUAGGGUUGGUGUUGGGGAUGAAAGACCUGACAGGGUUUACGCAGAAGUCGAGUAACACGACGAGUGUUAAGUUCGAUUAUGUGGUGAAGAACCGGCAGCUGAACGACGAGGUGGCGAAGAAGCUGAAGAGUCAGUAUGUGAGUAAAGUGAUGAGGGUUGGGGUGGAGGUGAAGGCCAGGUUGGGUUAUGUUGUGAAGGGGUGGAGGCUAGGGACGAUGAAUAUUGAUGUGUUGUGUGGAGGUGUCACGAUGAAGGAGAUUCAUGCUGGUAAUACCAUGCCCAAGUGUACAAUCUCUGCCUACAAAUGGAUCCAAAUCCACUGAUAUGGUCACUCAAAUGUGAAUUACCACAGAGUACUUGGUCAGUUGGAUGCUGCCAUUCUGAAGCAGACAUUUGUACCCAAAAGAGUAAAAACUGGAUUUCCUGCUAAUCUAUACUCAAAAUAUUUAUAAUGAGCCUUUACAGUAUACAUAAAUUUUCUGCUUACAGAAAAGAAUUGAAAGGGAGUUAUGACAUGUCUCUAAGCUUUGGAUGCUCCUGAUGCAUCAUGGGACUAUCAGUUUUAAAUGGGGGUUGAAGGUUUGUUUUUUAUUUAUUUAUGGUGAUCGAUUGGACUUGGAUAAAUUACUUUUCAUUUUCAUUUCUUCUUUCAUAAUAAAUCAAGAUUGUGUAAUGGUUGAUGAUGAUGAUGAUGAUGGGUUGGGGGUACGUGGUGUCUUUGUAUUCCUGGAAACUUGCCGUUCGUACAUAUUGUAAAGAAGUCAACUAUAUAGGUGACUUAUAAUGUGUAACAUUAUUUCUCUUUAUGCCUUUUGUAAAUAUAAGGUGGGCGUGCUAUCUUCUUAAUCAUCUUGUAAAAGUGGAGACAACUGAUAGGUGAUUACAAAAGGUGGGCUGCCUGGUAAAGGAAAGGAAAACAAGCAAAGUAGACAGUGAUAUCAUAUCUGCAUCGCGUAUCAGUGAUGCUUUGCGGUGUGAAUAUCUCCUUGUACUAGCUAGCUGCUGUUCUCUGAAGUUCUAAAGUGUCGGCCGAGCAUAGUUAAAUUCAUUUUAUCUUUUUAAACUUUAUUCUUAAAAUUAUUUGUGUCUUCAAUUUUUUAAUUUGAUCACAUA
Messenger RNA from Rosa rugosa (rugosa rose), 1941 nucleotides. Its product is annotated as NDR1/HIN1-like protein 2. The transcript is spliced from 2 exons. Lineage: Eukaryota; Viridiplantae; Streptophyta; Magnoliopsida; Rosales; Rosaceae. Gene Ontology annotation, cellular component: plasma membrane. Bases 390 to 1151 code for a protein of 253 amino acids. The record is from RefSeq and is a predicted model, not a curated record.